Messenger RNA from Bufo bufo (common toad), 532 nucleotides. Its product is annotated as splicing factor 3B subunit 5. The record is from RefSeq and is a predicted model, not a curated record. Gene Ontology annotation, biological process: mRNA splicing, via spliceosome. Bases 222 to 482 code for a protein of 86 amino acids. The transcript has a single exon. Lineage: Eukaryota; Metazoa; Chordata; Amphibia; Anura; Bufonidae. Gene Ontology annotation, cellular component: U2 snRNP; precatalytic spliceosome.
ACGAAGAGGAGCAUGAUGGUGAUUGCAGAGCAGAGGACGCACGUUCUCCCUGGUUUAUGAGAGCAAGAAGCCUCCUGGACUGUGGCUGGGGCCUGUAGGCUGUCGCCUUGAGAAGUGUUCUGCAUUGGGGAGCAUCGACCUGGACGGCGAACCGUGUUCGGGUUAUCACUUAUCAAGUGUAGUAUCUGUUCUUAUACUUCUGCUCUGAUCGGUGAGGCGCCAUGACGGACCGAUACACCAUCCACAGCCAGUUGGAGCAUCUGCAAUCCAAGUACAUUGGCACUGGCCAUGCCGACACCACCAAGUGGGAAUGGCUGGUGAAUCAGCACCGUGACUCCUACUGCUCCUACAUGGGCCACUUUGACCUGCUCAACUACUUUGCCGUGGCUGAGAAUGAGAGCAAGGCCCGAGUGCGCUUUAACCUGAUGGAGAAGAUGCUGCAGCCGUGUGGGCCGCCCAUGGACAAGCCGGAUGAGUCCUAGAGACCGGGCAGUGACUGGUGCCGUGGACUUGAUGCUCUCCUCCUCGUGGU